GUGUGAGAGGACGAGUAUCACUUAUUAAUAUCACAAUCUUGAGAAAUACAUAAUAUGACUGAUAUAACUUGAUAAGACGAAUGUCUUCCUUGAUAAGAAAAAAAUUCUUGGUCUAUUCAAGUUCCAUAAUAGAUUUCACAACCAGCGUAACAGAGUCUCACUCUCUCGCAAUAUUAUAAUUAGUUAGUAGGGUGAUAAAAACUUGAAAACUUUCCUGGACACAUUUUUUAUUGCGUGUUUGACCAUGUCUUUAUAGAAAUGCAGUUUUUUUCUUAAUCAUUUUAGUGGUGACACAUUCAUUCAUUUUUCUGACAUUCUUGCGAGUGAGCGAGUAAAUUUUAGUGCUUAAUUUGGUAACACUGAUCUACAUUCAGCAUUGACUUUGUGACACUCAUUUCGUUAAGUACAUAUUUAUUUAUUUCCUGAUCUUGGGAUUUAAUCGAUGGUUGUGCAUGUAGAAAUCUAGUGAGUCAUAUCAUUAUAUUAAAUCGUGCUGAGCUUGUCGUAUGGAAAAGUCUUUGAUUACAUUGAUCACAUAGAUGGCAAAAAAGCUCACUCAAGUUCACUCCUCAUGUCGUUAUCAUUGAGCAUGAAAGAUCUUUAGCUUUUAUUAGAAAAAUGUAAGCGUGGCGUUUACGGUUUAAUUCAAUCAGUUUUAUUUAACCAUGCACUUGCAUAAAAUGCAGAGCAUAAGUAUAAUUUAAUUGUGAACGAAAUACUCUCACUAAUCCUAUAAUCACCGACUUAUCAGCUGAAUUUGCAUAUAAAUUUUUAAGCGGAUUAGUUCAACAGAAAAUAUUAUUGGUGCUCUAAGUAAAACCGAUUUAUCAUGAGUCGGGGAAAGGAAGAAGCGGAGCCACUUCUGCUGCAGGCAGAUAGUUCUCAUGAAGCAGGAACUUCUCAGGAUUCAGAAACGGAGGGUCCGUACAAAGGUGGAGCAAAGACAUCGGCCAUUACGCUUCAGAGACCGGUCGGGUGUCGGGAGUAUGCCAUCACUGGUGACUAUGACCCCCUUUCUGAGCGGGAUGUUGACCACCCAACCUCAAACUGUGACACUAUGAUUCACUUGCUAAAAGGCAACAUUGGAACGGGAAUUUUAGCGAUGCCGGAUGCUUUUAAGAACGCAGGGUUGACAGUAGGAACACUUGGAACAGUUUUUAUCGGCAUCAUUUGCGUUCAUACGAUGCACAUUCUAGUAGCUUGUGCUCAUGAUUUAUGCAGACGGACACAAACCCCGGCAUUGAGUUUUGCGGAAGUUGCUGAACAGUCAUUUCGAGUUGGACCACCUCGGUUAAGGCGGUUUGCUCCGUAUGCAAGAAUUCUGAUCAAUUGUUUCCUCUGCGUGACACAGUUGGGAUUUUGCUGCGUGUACUUUGUGUUCGUAGCAGAAAAUUUGUUCAAGGUCUUGAAUCCACUCUUGGGGCUGGAUUGGACUUUCAGGGAUUACAUGAUAUUUUUGCUGAUUCCAAUGAUUCUAUUGAACUACAUCAAGAACUUAAAGUAUUUGGCACCAUUCUCGAUGAUUGCCAAUAUCUUCAUGGGAGUUGGGCUAGCGAUCAUAUUUUACUACAUUUUUCGCGACCCUCUGCCACCCAUGAACAGAACGGGUAUCAAUGUCGGAUUUUCUUCUUGGAAGCAACUUCCGCUCUACUUUGGCACUGCCAUUUACGCGUUCGAAGGAAUUGGAAUGGUACUUCCUCUGGAAAAUAAAAUGAAGAAUCCACAAGACUUUGGGGGCUGGACAGGAGUCUUGAAUACGAGUAUGGUCAUUGUUGGUUGCCUCUAUACGGCUGUGGGAUUCUUUGGCUAUUUGAAAUAUGGAGAAACUGUAAAGGGCAGCAUUACAUUAAAUCUCACGGAUGGUGAAGUACUGGCUGAAUCUGUGCGAUUGAUGAUGGCCCUCUCCAUAUUUCUCUCUUAUGCACUCCAGUUUUAUGUUCCAAUAGAUAUAAUUUGGCCACAUCUAAAGUCUCGCAUUCCUACGGAGAAGAUGCAAUUGAUCUCGGAAUAUGCUUUCCGUACUUUUCUAGUCAUCCUCACGUUCAUUUUGGCCGAAAUGAUCCCGCAUCUUGGACUAUUUAUAUCACUAGUGGGGGCUGUCAGCAGUUCUACACUAGCCUUAAUUUUCCCUCCUAUCAUUAAUCUUUUGACGAAUUGGAAUGCUGGUUAUGGAAGAUACCGCUGGUCUCUGGUGAAGGAUUUUAUGCUAAUCAUCUUUGGUACUGUUGGGUGCAUCGCUGGGACUUAUGUCAGUAUGGAACAUAUAAUUAUGGGUAGUUCAGAUGAAGGAAAAUAAUAUUGUUAAUAUUCGACUGUGAAAUGAUUCUACACAUCAAAUCAUGUAAUUAUUGAGAUUUCUGUGGCCAAUUAUAAAAUACAUACUUAAAUUUAUUAUGUCUAUAUCAAACUCUCUGCAAUUUCUAUGUAUAUCUAUCUAUUUCUUAGUAUGGAAAUAUUGAGAUUUAUAUUAUAUCUUCCAAUUAUAUUUAAAAGUCAAACAACCUAAAUGAUCACUCUUUACGGGAAAAUUUGUGAUUUAAUCAGUAUCAUGAGAUCUGCUUCUUCAAGUCAUUAUACAUAUAAUUUUUUAUUACUACUAUAUUUUGUGGCUUUUGCCCAUUGAACAAGCAGAAAAUAUUUAUACUUGAACAGAAUUGUUCGAAUAUUUAUUAUGUUAUAUACUUACUUUGUCAAUGACUUGGUUAUUAUAAGCGCAAUUAUUUUGUUAAUUCAUAUCCGCCUUCGACAGUAGUAAAAAAAAUAUAAUCGUAGAAUUUAUGGUGCAACAUAUUAUUCUUGCCUACGAAAAACCUCUCUGACUUAUCGUGGUGCGUACGCGUACAAUUUAUAAAUACUUAUAUAUAGCUGUACUAGACCUCAAAUUAUUAUACAGAAUUAUUCCGUCUUCAUUAUUCCCUAUUCCGUCAAUUCAAAUAAUUUUUUGAUUCGUUUAAUCAGAGUCAUAAACAAAUUUGCAAAUCUGUAAAUUAUAGUGUAAUUGUAUCUUCUUUAAAAUUUGACUUUAAAACGGGACACAAUGAAGUCUGCAUGUGUGAUGUUUAAUAUUAACAAUCUUAAGAAAAAUAUGAAUGUGCUGUAGAAAUAAAUAAAUCUUCGAGAGUAUAAUUCCAAAAGCAAUUGAAAAAAUAA
Folsomia candida is the source of this 3150-nucleotide messenger RNA. RefSeq names its product proton-coupled amino acid transporter-like protein CG1139. Gene Ontology annotation, biological process: amino acid transmembrane transport. NCBI's taxonomy places the organism in Eukaryota, Metazoa, Arthropoda, Collembola, Entomobryomorpha, Isotomidae. The record is from RefSeq and is a predicted model, not a curated record. Gene Ontology annotation, cellular component: vacuolar membrane. The transcript has 12 exons. Gene Ontology annotation, molecular function: amino acid transmembrane transporter activity. Bases 830 to 2296 code for a protein of 488 amino acids.